UAAAUAGGCAGAGAAGGCUGUUACUGUGUGGUUUUGGAUGAGCGCCGAAACGGUUUGUAGACUUCGCACAUACACAACAGGAUGUAGCGGCGGCGAAAUAAAUAAGAAAGGAGAAGAAAAGCGCGUGCGAAGAACGGAGGUGUAGAUUGUGAGAGUGGACAGAAGCAGAAGCCGACUGUAGCAGGAUUACCCACGGCAGGUUACGAUGACAGCACCGCGGCCCGAGCUUCUAACCUGAAGUACCAUGCGCUUUUGUUUGACGCAAUACUGGAUUUUUACGCACUAAACGGACUCUGACUGGCACAGUUCAGAUUCUUUUGUAACAGAGGGGAGCACUGAAAGAAAGAGGAUAGGAUGGCGAGCCAGAACGACUGCUGUGUGAAGGUCUCUUUGAGGAUCCGUCCCCAGAUGGCGAAGGAGAAGAUUGAGGGCUGUCACGUGUGUACGCUGGUCACGCCCGGGGAGCCCCAGAUGUUGCUGGGUAAAGACAAGGCCUUCACGUACGACUUUGUGUUCGACAUCGACUCGGCCCAGCAGCAGAUCUAUGCUGCCUGCGUCCACAAACUCAUCGAGGGCUGUUUCGACGGAUACAACGCUACGGUGUUUGCCUAUGGACAGACAGGCUCAGGGAAGACCCAUACCAUGGGGACAGGGUUUGACAUGAACGUGCAGGAGAAGGACCAGGGUAUCAUCCCGCGGGCUGUUCGUCAGCUGUUCCUGGGCAUCCAGGAGAGGAAGACACAGGCCCAGCAGCAGGGCACACACCCUCCAGAGUUUAAAGUCAGUGCACAGUUCCUAGAGCUGUACAAUGAGGAGAUCCUAGACCUGUUUGACGGAGCCAGAGACCCAGACUGUAAGAGCAGGAAGUCUAAUAUCAAGAUCCAUGAGGAUGGCAGCGGCUCCAUCUACACCACCGGAGUCACCUCACGACUUGUCAACUCAGAGGAAGAGCUGUUACAGUGUCUGAAGCUGGGAGCGUUGUCUCGUACCACGGCCAGUACCCAGAUGAACGCAUCGAGUUCCAGAUCUCACGCCAUCUUCACCAUCAACCUCUGUCAGAUGAGAGUCUGUCAACAAACUGAGGAGAAUGGUGAGGUGAAUGGAGGUGUAAAUGGAGGUGUGAUUGGGGAGGUGAACGGAGAUGAAAAUGGAGGUGUGAUUGGGGAGGUGAACGGAGAGGUUAAUGGUGUUGGCGGAGAUGGAGGGUCUAUUACCAAGCCUGAGUAUGAGACUUUGAUGGCCAAGUUUCACUUUGUGGACCUAGCUGGAUCAGAGAGACUCAAACGCACCGGAGCAACGGGAGAACGGGCACGGGAGGGCAUAUCCAUCAACUGUGGACUGCUGGCUUUGGGGAAUGUGAUCAGUGCUCUGGGGGACCAGGCUAAGAAAGGAGGACAUGUUCCCUACAGAGACUCUAAACUAACGCGGCUACUACAGGACUCACUGGGAGGAAACAGUCGUACGUUGAUGAUCGCGUGUGUGAGUCCGUCGGACCGGGACUUCAUGGAGACCCUGAACACACUGAAGUAUGCCAACAGAGCCAGGAACAUCAAGAACAAGGUGGUGGUGAACCAAGACAAGACCAGCCAACAGAUGUCUGCCCUGAGGGCUGAGAUUGCCAGGCUACAAAUGGAACUUAUGGAGUAUAAAGCGGGUAAGCGUGUGGCAGGUGAGGACGGCUCGGAGGGCUUCAGUGAUCUGUUCCAGGAGAACUCGAUGUUACAGAGAGAGAACGACACGCUACGCAUGCGGGUCAAAGCCAUGCAGGAGACCAUCGACCACCUCAACACACGGGUAACCACGCUCCUCGCCAACGAGGUCAGCGCGCUGCUGGCCAAGUCGGGUGAGGGCAAUGAGGAGAUUGGUGCUCUGAUACAGAACUAUAUCAGAGAGAUCGAGGAGCUCAGAUCAAAGCUCCUGGAGAGCGAGUCGAUGAACGAGUGUCUUCGUCGCAGUGUAACCCGUCUCUCCUCCCGCUCCCCGUUCACCAGCUCCUCCUCUCAUAGCUCCACCUCAGGGCCACACCCCUUAGGCUCCUCCCCUUCCCUUUCCAUGGAGGCGGAGAUGACGGAUGUGAUUCGUCGAGCCAAGACGGACAUCGAGAGGCUGAAGAAGAAGGAGAGGAGACAGAGGAGGAUGAGCCCAGAGAAAGAGAAAGGGUUGAAGAAACGAGCGAAGCUUCAUUCUCAUGAGAACGGACUUAAUGGAGAAAACGGCCAGAUGGACUCGGAUGACAACUACACAGAGGACGUGAUGUCACCUCUGCAGGAGGAGGAGAGCGGGUGUGACGAGGAAGAGGAGGAGGAGGAGGGGAGGGACGAAGAGGAGUUUGACAGUGAUGAGAGUCUGGUGGACUCCGACUCGGACUCUGAUGAGAAAGCUAAUUUCCAGGUGGAUCUGGCAGACCUGACGAGUGAGAUUGAGAUCAAGCAGAAGUUGAUCGAUGAGCUGGAGAACAGUCAGAAGAGACUGCUGCAGCUCAAGCUACAGUAUGAAGAGAAACUCAUCCUGCUGCAGAACAAGAUCAGAGACACACAGCUUGAGAGAGAUAGAGUACUGCACAACCUCUUGUCUAUGGAGAACUACACGGAGGAGAAGGCUAGCAGGAUUAAAUCCGAGUAUGAGAAGAGGCUGAAGGAGAUGAACAGAGACCUGCUGAAACUGCAGGCAGCACAGAAGGAACACACGAGGCUACUGAAGAACCAGGGACGCUAUGAACAGGAACUGAAGAAACUGCAGCAGGAGGUCAACGAGAUGAAGAAAGCCAAGGUGGCACUGAUGAAGCAGAUGAAGGAGGAGCAGCUGAGGAGGAGGAUGAUGGAGGCCAAGAGGAACAGAGAGAUCGCUCAGCUCAAGAAGGAGCAGCGACGACAGGAAUACCAGAUUCGUUCGUUGGAGAGUCAGAAGCGUCAGCAGGAGCUGGUACUGAGGAGAAAGAGCCAGGAGGUGACAGCCUUACGACGUUUGGCUAAACCCAUGUCUGGACGUAUGGCUAGACGACUACAGCCCCUAGACUCCGGAGCAGAACUGUCUGCCAGCACCACCUCCUCUGAACCAGAGUCCAACCGGACCACCUCAACCAAAGUCUCGAACAUAGUGAGACAGUGGAACACCAAGAUGAAUGGCUACCUGGGAGAGAGCGAGGGGAUUACCACCAACGGGACACAGGUUGUUGGCAGUGGGACGCGUGUCCAGCAGCGAAAGGGUGUUCUCGUGGGCAGCAGUAGUUUCUCCAAGGCGGCCCGUCAGAAGUGGCAGACUCUGGAGAGGAGGAUCCUGGACAUCGUCAUGCAGAGGAUGACCAUCACCAACGUCGAGGCCGACAUGGACCGACUCAUCAAGAAGCGAGAGGAGCUGUCUGUGCAGCAGGAGGCACUGUUGCGUAAAAGGCAGGUGCUUAUGGCUGAGGGGGAGGGGCCUGACGGGGAGGACCGCCUAGUCCAGGAAAUGAACGAGGACAUUGAGGUUCUGAAUGCAAACAUCGACUACAUCAACGACAGCCUAUCAGACUGCCAGGCAACCAUCGUUCAGAUCGAGGAGACCAAGGAUGAGCUGGACUCGGUGGACACCUCAGUGGUCAUCAGCUCCUGCUCUCUGGCUGAGGCCCGACACCUCCUGGACCACUUCCUCAAGGCCUCCAUUGACAAGGGUUUACAGGUGGCUCAAAAGGAGUCUCAGAUCCGUCUGUUGGAGGGCCAGCUGAGACAGACAGAUAUGAUUGGCUCUGCCCAUAACCACAUCAUCCUGGACGCGCUGAAAGAAAAGGCUGAGUGUAUCCCCGAGCUGCAGGCACUCAUACACAACGUACAGCAGGAGAAUGGUUAUGUCAGCACUGACGAGGAGCCUUCAGAGUUUAGCCAGGCCUCUGACGGCAGUGUGUCUCGGAUGAAGUCCUCAGCUAGUCAGGAUGACUGCAAGCUGAAGGUUCAGACUGAGCCCCGUCUGUCAGCCCAGAUGAAAGCGGUGUCGGCAGAGUACCUGGGUCCCGUGUUAGACCCGUCCACUAAGAACAUCACCAAGUCCCUGGCUUCCCUAACAGACAUCCAGGAGAACGGCGGCUCAGGUGGCCUGAGCCUCACUCUCCCCAUCUUUAGAGACAGGGUGUCCAGGACCAUCAGCCUGCCUGUCCGGGGACACACCUUUCCUCGGCAGUCUCGGGGGGGUGACACCUCCCCUCUAACAAGGAGGAAGUCUUAUGACCGAGGCCAGUCUUACAGAAAUGCUGAUGGGCAUACUCCCCCAUCCUCCCCCCCUCUCAGAACUAGAAACGACCGCAAUGUCUUUUCAAGGCUCACCAGCAACCAGAGCCAAGGCUCCGCACUGGACAAGUCGGAUGACAGCGACUCCUCUCUCUCGGAGGUGCUCAGGGGUGUGAUCACUCCCACGGGGGGAGUGAAGGGGGGACGGACGGCGCCCCUCCAGUGUUCAGCCAUAGCAGAGGGACACUCUAAACCUGUCCUCUGUGUGGACGCUACAGAUGAACUGCUCUUCACUGGAUCCAAAGACCGGACGUGUAAGAUGUGGAACCUGGUGACGGGACAGGAAAUCGUCACGCUGAAAGGGCACCCCAAUAACGUGGUCUCAGUCAAAUACUGUUCCUCCUCCUGCCUCGUCUUCUCUGUCUCCACUUCCUACAUCAAGGUCUGGGACAUACGAGACUCUGCCAAGUGUGUCCGCACCCUCACGUCUUCAGGCCAGGUGGUAUCGGGGGAUGCGUGUGUGGGCACCACCACCCGUACCAUCACGGUGGCACAGGGUGAAUACCAGAUCAACCAGAUAGCUCUCAACCCCUCUGGCUCUGUUCUCUAUGCUGCUGCUGGUAACACCGUACGCACCUGGGACCUCAACAGGAUGAUGGCAUUAGGGAAGCUGACAGGUCAUAUAGGCUCAGUGAUGUGUCUCACUGUAGGUCAGUCUCAACUGGGCAAAGACCAGGUCAUCACUGGCUCCAAGGACCACUAUGUCAAGGUGUUUGACGUGGCAGAGGGCAUGCUGGGUAAUUUAGGCCCCGCCCACAACUUUGAGCCUCCGCACUAUGACGGCAUCGAGUGUCUGGCCAUCCAGGGAGACGUUCUGUUCAGCGCAUCACGAGACAACGGCAUCAAGAAGUGGGACCUGGAGAACCAAGAACUCACCCAGCAAAUCCCCAACGCCCAUAAGGAUUGGGUGUGUGCGCUGGCAUACGUUCCAGGGCGACCCAUGUUGCUGAGUGCCUGUCGGGGAGGCAUGCUGAAGGUGUGGAACGUUGAUAACUUCACCCCCAUAGGAGAGGUCAAGGGUCAUGAGAGCCCCAUCAAUGCCAUCUGCACCAACUCCCGGCACAUCUUCACCGCUUCCAGUGAUAUGACAGUGAAGAUCUGGUCAGCAAAGGUGGGGAAGAAGAGGUGACGUUCGGUCGGAGCGUUAUUGUGACAUCAUUAUCUGCGGCCAUCUUUACUGAGGGCCUUCGCCACUGACCUCUGACCCUCUCACCUCAACCACCUCAACCAAUCAGGUGUGACGCUGCAGGACUUCACGGUUACCAACCAUGACCGGGACGACCGGUGUGGAUGACGCGUCGUCGCAAAGUUCAGCCUCCUCCGGAAAGAUCCUAAUGAGGAGUGUGUCUUCAACUGAAAGGCAAAACGGGAAGCUUGAGAGUUUUUGCCUUUUCUUGUUUCUACUGCCAAUCCAACUGGAAGUGCAAUUGAGGUGUGAUGGGAUUUGGACAAGACAAAACCUUUAUUGUGCCAGAUAAUGGCUGUGUGAGGACAAAAAUCAGAAUGCCCAUGGGACGUUCAUAGACACAGCUACUGACUGAUUCAUCUACUCUCCUAUUUAUUAGUCAUUCAAUGGAAACAAGGUCUCCCAGAGGUGAACUGACCCUUGGAGAACACCAUUUCUGAGCCAACUAAAGACUAUGUUUCUAUCUUCAGGGCUGUCUGUGUUUGAUUGUCUACUGGCUGAGAUGAACCAACUGGAAUUCAUGUAUAGCACAGGGGGCUGAGAGAGGGAGUUGUUCAGUAUACAUGCAUUAUGUAUGUUGAAACCACUCGACAGUUUGUUGAGAGUUCACUUCAGCCCUUUGUGAUUCCCUGUCCCUUCAUCUCCAUGGAUGGGUUUUCUGUGGCCUCUACCUUGGCUGCAGGCUGCUGAGUCUGCACUGAGAGAGCCUAGCAAUAAUAACAUCACUACUAACACCAGUCCCGGAGGAACACACACGCACACACACUGCUGUGUUGUCAGGGUGGGAGUGCAGGAAUAAUAGUAUUAUUCACACUCGCACAGACACACCAACCCCACCGGACAGCGGUAUCUCCACAGGUGCCAAAGUUCAAGAUCGUUAUCUCUCCUGUCUCUAUGCGGCCGGAGACUGGCCCGCGUCCCACAUGGCACCCUACUUCCUAUGAAGUGCACUACUUUUGACCAGGGAUUAGGGUGCCAGUUGGGACUCGACCUCUCUCUCUCUUUCUCUCUCUCUCUCUCACUGAGGCUCUCAAGCGCUUCAAUAAGCGCCCCCCCCGGAAGCCACCAUCUCAACCGCUCCUCUCCUCUCACCCUGUGAGUCUGGUAUGCUGUGCGACUCCAUUCUGAGCUUAUUAGCUGUUGCAACUUCUGCAAAACUGGGUUUGAAUCACAGGAGGUUGGUGGCACCGUGAUUGUGGGGGACGGGCUUGUGGUAAUGGCUGGAGCGGAAUAAGUGGAAUUGGUAUCAAACACAUCAAGCCACAUGGUUUGUUUGAUGCCAUUCCAUUCGUACCGAUCCAGCCGUCAUGAGCCGUUCUCCCCUCAGCAGCUUCCACUGGUUUGAGUACAAUUUGAAAUCUUUCAAAUAUUUGUCAGCAUUUCUUCUAGCCUGCCUGGAUUUGCCAGAUGUGGCCCAUGAUGCCAGGCAAGCUCAAUCAAGCACCGAUAAAGUAUUUGGAAUUUCAAAUAGUAUGUGAGCCCAGGUCUGAACUGAUGAUAACUGUAACUGCAGACACCGAUAUAGCUCUAGUUCUGCGCCACAGAGACAGUGGUGGGAGGGAUGGUGAUGCUAGCUAGGCUAAUUGGCUGCUGUGUUAGCCAGUGGUGAUGCUGCAUGAUGGGCAAAAGUCUGAUUAAGUAGGUCAGGACAGGGGAAGAGCGCUUGCGUCUCUAUUGGCACCCUAUUCCCUGCAUAGUGCACUACAUUUGACCAGAGUCCUAUGGGCCCUCGUCAAAAGUAGGUUAUGAGGGAAGAUUCACUAUAUAAGUUAUGGGGUGCCAUUUGGGACGCACACUUUACCAGAUCUUUAUUUAUUCCGUUCAGUAGUUUUAAAGAAGGAACCCUUCCCUGCUGUGUGUGUGCCUUUGGGGUAGUGUGGGGGCGACGCCUGGCACACACACACACACACACACACACACACACACACACACACACACACACACACACACACACACACACACACACACACACACACACACACACA
Messenger RNA from Oncorhynchus gorbuscha (pink salmon), 7430 nucleotides. RefSeq names its product kinesin-like protein KIF21B. Gene Ontology annotation, molecular function: microtubule motor activity; microtubule binding; ATP binding. The transcript is spliced from 34 exons. The record is from RefSeq and is a predicted model, not a curated record. Gene Ontology annotation, biological process: microtubule-based movement; mitotic spindle organization. Lineage: Eukaryota; Metazoa; Chordata; Actinopteri; Salmoniformes; Salmonidae. The coding region runs from base 355 to 5388 and encodes 1677 amino acids.